Grus americana (Whooping crane) is the source of this 2846-nucleotide messenger RNA. It is a transcript of the gene ANGPTL4, whose product is annotated as angiopoietin like 4. Gene Ontology annotation, molecular function: enzyme inhibitor activity. Gene Ontology annotation, biological process: triglyceride homeostasis. The transcript is spliced from 7 exons. The record is from RefSeq and is a predicted model, not a curated record. Bases 7 to 1461 code for a protein of 484 amino acids. NCBI's taxonomy places the organism in Eukaryota, Metazoa, Chordata, Aves, Gruiformes, Gruidae.
GCAGCCAUGCAGCUCGUCGGGGCAGCGCUGCUGCUGUUGUGCACCGCCGUGGCGGCGGCGGGGAUGUCCGUGGGACCGGCCCCGGGACCCGCAGCGGGGCGACCCGGAGCCGAGCGGCGGGCGGUGGUGGGGGGCGGCGGCGGCAAGGAGCGGCGGGCGCAGUUCGCCUCCUGGGACGAGGUGAACGUGAUCGCCCACGGGCUGCUGCAGCUCGGCCACGGCCUGAAGGAACACGUGGACCGCACCAAGGGGCAGAUGCGGGAGCUGGGCAGCCGCCUCAGCGCCCAUAACAGCUCCAUGGGGCGGCUGCUGCGCCAGGCGCGGGAGGCGCAGGAGCGGGGCGAGCGGUUGCGGGCCAGCGUGCGGGAGCUGGAGGGCCGCGGCCGGCAGCUCCUCAACCUCUCCGAGGCUCUGCGGCAACGCCUGGAGGAGGUGGCUGCCGACAAAGCCGAGAUCCAGGGGCGGCUGGAGCAGCUGGAGGGUCGCGUUCGGCAGGCGUUGCAGGCGCGGCCGGCGGAGAACCAGAGCGCCAAGGACCUGGGAGCGCUGCAGUCCCUGAUGGAUGCGCAGAACUUGCGAAUCGAGGAGCUCUUGCAGAAGAUCAAGCAGCAGCAGUACAAGCUGGACAAGCAGAAUCUGCAGAUUAAAAGCCUGCAGAGCAAGGUCAAUCUACUGAUCCCCUUACACCUGAAGGACAACAAAACACACUCUCCAAAGUGGAAGAUAAACCUGAAGAGUCUCAGCCUUACCAACCAGAGCCAGAAUGCUAGUAGGGAGCCCGUGCUGACACAGAAGCUCCCGGAGGACUGCCACCAGCUCUUCCUGGCCGGACAGCAAAGCAGCGGUAUUUUCCAGGUGCAGCCUGCAGGGUCUCAGCCCUUCAAAGUCUACUGUGACAUGACCAUAGAAGGUGGCUGGACGGUGAUCCAGAGGCGCACAGAUGGCUCUGUGGACUUUGACCAGCUUUGGGAUGCCUACAAGAAUGGCUUUGGAGACCUUCGUGGUGACUUCUGGCUGGGCCUGGAGAAGAUACAUCACCUUGUCCAAGAAGGAAGAUACAAUCUCCUGAUUGAGCUGGAAGACUGGGAGGGAAAUUCCCAAGUGGUUCAGUUUGUCUUCAGCCUUGGUGAUGAGAGCACAGCCUACACACUCAACCUGCUGGGACCUCUGUCCGGAGAACUGGAAAACGCCAUCGGGGACUUCAGGCAGCUGCCCUUCUCCACUCGGGAUCGUGACCAUGACCUCAAAGCUGACACAAACUGUGCCAAACACCUCUCAGGUGGCUGGUGGUUCAGCACCUGUGGCCACGCCAACCUCAAUGGGAAGUACUUCCGCUCCAUCCCCCGCCAGAGGCAUGAGCGCAAGCAGGGCAUCUUCUGGAAGACAUGGAAAGGCAGGUAUUACCCGCUGAAGUCAACCACCAUGAAAAUCCAGCCCACAGCACUGGAAGCAGAACCCUAAAGAUGCCACUUGAGACUUGACCUUCUCUGCGGAGCACAGACCUGAGCUCCACCACUUGGUGUUUACAGAAGACAUUCCCACCCUCCCCGGGAAGUCCCCCGAGGAGCGUUUCUCUUGGUUAGCAGGCCUUUAGUGGCAUGACGCAGCUCCUUGCUAUAAAUAAAACAGCUCCGUGUUGCUCAAACCCCUGGAUGGGAGCUCCCAAACCAGAAGAGGAACCACCAGCAGGGAGAUCCACCUCCAGAGCAUGCACAAGGAUCUUCAAGCCUGCCACGUGUUGCUGUGACAAAUUCAAGUUGUCUAGUGCUUUCUGUCCUGUUUGAACACUUCUGUGCUGGUUUUGAUGGGCUGGGGCUGGGGGGAAGGGGAGCACAUGAAGGGUUUUGCUACCCUGGACCCAAGUGUUGGGUGCAGAGCCCUGCUGUGUCCUGUCUCUCACUGUUGUUCCCACAUGAUGUCCUAUGUAUCCCCCUGUGAAAGCCCCAGAACCUCCUUCCCCCGUUGGUGCCGUGGGGCACUGAGCCUCGGGCAGCUCCAUCUGCGCAGCCCCUGCUCCGGUGACUUCAGCCUGCUGAGAACGUGGGUUUGGUGGGAAGGCUGAAGGACACCCUGUGCAGAAGGGGCUUCCCUGGCCCCCGUGGCUUCGAAGUCCUGUAUUUCUGGCUGUGCCGGAAUUUGCCCUGAGUUGGGGAAACUGCUUCCAGCUCCAGAAGACAAUGGCUGGGAUCCUGCAGCCGGUUGUGCGAGGGCCAGAUCCUGGAGGGCUGAGUCUUAAGCUCUGCCUGAAGUUGCUGGGGGUGGUGAGGACGAGCGCUAGGACAGCACAGGUACAGAGCAGUGACCUGGGCAGGACCAGCCCUGCUGUAAACCCCCCCCGAAGCCUUCUCCCAAAAGACUCCCCACGCUUUGCAGACCAAAUAGCACCGUCCUGCAUGCGUGCCCCAGAACUUGCUCUAAAGGGCCAGGGGACCACAGGGUUUCUCUGCAAGAGCUGUACUGCCUUGUUGGGUGUGUAACCUUGUAGUACAGCACUGCCUCUGCCUUUGGCGUGGGUGUCUGGGGAGAGGUGGGCACAAAACAGGUCCCCAAAAACUCUUUAUGGGCCAAGCUGCCGUCUUGGGGCUUCCCAAGCAUCCUGCCCUAUCGAAGUCAUAUUGACUACUGUGCUAGAGCUCCUAGCUGCUAACUAUUGUAAAUAUUGUAGGACAUUGGAUCUUGUCGAUGAAUUUCCUGUUUUAAUUUGUUUCCAUAUUUAAAUGCAGUGUUAAUAAUGUAAUUUAUAAACGUUCAUACUGGGAAAAAAAGCAGCAGUAGUUUAUGUAUUUUAAACUUUUUUUGUACUACAGUAUCUUUUCUGAAGAUGUCUUUUAAUAAAAACAAGCCUG